CGCUGAUCACACCAACGAGGUCCUCGUACAGUGCAUGCGCGCGCACUGAUAUCAAAACUCCAUGCGCAUCGGUCCAGGAGGACGUGCGUUCUCUGUUGCUCCAGCUGUUUCCCUGUCAUCACCCGUUCGCAACCAACCGUCAACUUUCAAAAGCCUGAUAUCUCUUUCAAACAAAUCCGAGACUCGCUGACCAGGUUCAUUUUCCCAUCUCGCCCUCCCAAGAGACAUCCUCCUCCCUUGACCCCGGUCGCUUGAUCUCGUUAGUUCUCGCCUGAUCCCUCGCGAGUCCGCCUCUAAAUCUAAAAAAUUCCCGGUCUUUUGUCCACUUGGCCAGACUAUACUGCCCUCUCUCAUCACUCGUCCUUCUUGGUACUCACCAUCAUCACAAUCCCCAGCUACCUCAACGGACAACAGUGCUAUCGCCCGUCUACCACGAGCGCACUUCAAGGACAGCCGUUGCAGCUGUCGACCUCAGCGCUCAUUUGCCACAAGGGCGCUGGUCGUGAAGACUCGCCACUGUGCGCCAACUUCUUCUGGCUGCGACCGUUCGGUCUCGUCAGCUUCGGCGCACGAUUUCUCUUUCCUACCUCACGAAUAACACAACCGCAGUCGCUCGUUAGAUUCAGUUGGCUGAGAUGCUCACCACUUGAGCGACCAAACAAUCACCUGAACACGGCCGAGACCACGAAGUAAACAAUAACAUUGGCUCCUCAUGAUGGACUAUAUGCAGGAACCCUUCGCCUUUCCGGCCCAACACCAGCCGCAAAUGUACUACCAGGCGAUACCAUAUCCGCCCUCUUAUAUGGUCCAUCCUCAACAGCCACUCGAUGACUUCUACCCGUCUCUGCGAUACAAUGCGAAUGAUUAUGCCGACUACAUGGGUUCUGGAAUAAUGCCGGAUGACUUUGGUCCGGAAAUGGAAGAGAUCUCGACUCGUCCGAGGCUCACUAAGGAGCAGGUCGAAGUUCUAGAGGCCCAAUUUCAAGCCAAUCAUAAGCCCAACUCCCAGGUUAAGAGACAAUUGGCUAUUCAGACCAACCUCAAAUUUCAACGUGUAGGGAAUUGGUUCCAAAACAGAAGAGCCAAGGCAAAACAGCAGAAACGACAGGAAGAAUAUGAAACUCAGAAGGCGGCGGAAAAGCCAGAAUCCAACUCCGGCGAAACCAUCAAAACUCCAAAGCUUCGAAUGGCAUCGCCUAUCCGAUCCGUUUCUUCGUCGCCCAAGAAGGCAUAUAUUUCCGCUGGCGACAGCACUCCAUCCCCUACGAAGACCCAUGACAGUUCCAAAGAGUCGAGUUGGGCUUCCCUUCAAGCCUCCCUUCAACGAACUCUUGGCCACACAAAGGGUUCCCAAGCCGAGCAAAUGGCACAGCAAAAGGCCUCCAUGGUCCCUCCAAAAAUGCCUCAACCUGCGCAACCUGCAACGAUACAGCUUCCGUUGCGGGUCAGUCCUCACCGGGCUAAUGCGUCGUUGCCAAACAACGUGGCGGCAUGGCCUUCUAGCGCCGCGCCACAGCAUUCGCCAAUAACCCUACAAGACAACACCUUUGACUUUGGCUUCGACGAUGACAAGAUUGAUGUAAACACAAGUCUCCAGGAUGCCGCUCUGGUGGACUCGUUCAUUAAUCAGGAAUCAUACAUGGUCAGUCCGGAGGACCUCCAUGGAUCGUUGGCAACACCGAAAGGAGGAGCCCUCCAGCAGAACGACCCGGCUGAAACCAUUCCCUCGCCUGGCUUUAGCUUGCCCUCGUACCCUGGAUCGCGCCGUCAAUCAGCCGCCAUCACAGACGAGCUCUCCAACAAUUUCGGAAACUUCGCCCUCGCCAGUAGCUCUCCUAACGCUAUGGCUCGGCGUCGGCCCUCCGAGCCUAUCCAGCAUCCUUCUAGUGGGCCUCUUGAUAUCGCUGCGCGGAGGAAACGACCGCGUCCUACACCCUUGACUUCAGCCUCACUCCGCAGCCGAUCCUAUGGUGCCAUGACGUCCGUUUCACCAACCUUCCGACCGGGUGCUACGGCUCCUGCGAUGCCUCAUUCCAUUCGUCACGUAAAAUCUGCUGGGCAGGCAUUGAACUCUCGUUAUGCGGGGAUUCGCAAGGCGAGUUCUGCCCAACGGUCCCCCAUUACUCCGAGCUUUGCUGAGGCUCAAGCUUUCAAUCAAUUGAUGGCACAACAAGCGAUGAAUGCGCAGACUCUCGCCGAAUUUCCUGCUCCAACACUAUCACCAGACAUUAUUUCCAAUGCACAAAUGACAGAUCCUGAGAAGAACCCGUUCUUUGGUCACAGUCUUGAUAUGUCUGGUCAAUAUGCCUUACAGGGACAGAACUUUCCUGCCCACACGGCAUCGCCGCCGAUCACUCCGCAUCCGUCGGAUUUCAUGAUGACACGAGGUGCUUCACAACAGUCGCUCAUUCCACCCGCUUCAGCCCCUCCACAAUACGCGUCCUUUCCGGAAUACACUCCGCCCUACUCGGCUGGUCCAUUGACGAACAGCAGCUGGUCAGAUGCGUUGACGUCUCCUGAGGUCGCUUCAUUUCCGCCAGUGACUUAUGUUCCUUCUCUGAACUAUUCGCAGCAGGGAGAUGCCCUUUCGGGUUCUUUCCAGCAAUUCGUCUUGCCGUCCGAUACCACCACGGAGCUCGAUUUUGAGGCUCAGAUGGAGCACAAGAAGACGGAGUUUUAUAUUCAAGAAUUCCCGAAUCAAAAAGAGGAGCACGCCCACGUGGCUCAACAACUGGCCCAGCAAAGGCCCAAGAACUACGUCUUUGCGAAUUCUGCGCCUCAAGACUAUACAGGGGAAUGAGCGAGUCAGCUUGAAACAUUGUCUGACUACGUGUAUGCCUAUGAUUUUGUUCUUAUAUAUUUGUUUUGAGCGUUCAUAAUACCAACGGAAGGUAUGUGUCAUUACAGGCGUUAUUCAUGGGAUGGAGGACGAGAGGGCCAGGCACGAAACCUUUACGAGGACUAGGACUAGAGACGGAUGUAUGUUGUCUGCAUGCCAUAUGGCUACAACACUUACUUUAUGGAUAAUAUGGGUAAUUUAAGAAGAAGAAGCCCCUACGGGUAUGUAUACGAAGGAAAGAGAACAGCCUCGGGAGUUCGAAAAGGUAACCUUCGACGUUACCUCCUAGAGUCUUGCAUCCUGUAAUUGAAUACACUGAAAAAUCCAUUCUUAUUAAAAUAUAA
Molecule: messenger RNA, 3183 nt
Organism: Exophiala oligosperma
Lineage: Eukaryota; Fungi; Ascomycota; Eurotiomycetes; Chaetothyriales; Herpotrichiellaceae
Exons: 2
Coding region: 713-2800 (695 amino acids)
Biological process (GO): regulation of transcription by RNA polymerase II
Cellular component (GO): RSC-type complex; nucleus
Molecular function (GO): DNA binding
Source: RefSeq, a predicted model, not a curated record